AGAGAGAGAGAGAGAGAGAGAGGAAAAGGCGUUUCCACGUUUCAGCAGCCGGUCACAGAGCUGCGGACUUAAGCGCACGCAGAUUCUCAAAGAGAUCACGACCGAACCCGAACCCAACAUUCCUCCGUUAUCACCCACGAGCUCUGACUGACAGCUGACCUGACCCGUGGCCCCCUUCACGGCAGCGACUCCCACUGACCAAAAGCGACUCCGAUCCAUCAUUCGAACCCCCCCUAAAGUGAACCAGACGAGGUGGGCUUUACUCCACCCGCAACACGUCUGUGCUCCCUGAGGCCGACGCCGACCGAUUCCGAGGACACUAUCAUCCCCACAUCUCUGCCCGUCGGAAGCUGCUUCGUCUUUGCUGCGCCCCGGGACCAUGGCGGAGUACAGCUCUUUGCUCAGCGACCUGUCUGAAAACAUAACCAACGAGGAUCUGGAGCAGCUCAAGUCAGCCUGCAAGGAGGACAUCCCCGAGGACCAGAGCAACAACAUCACCUCCUCUAAGGAGUGGUUCAGCUACCUGGAGAAGAACGACAAGCUGGCCCACGAUAACCUGUCUUACAUCGAGCACAUCUUCGAGAUCUCCCGGCGGCCGGACCUGCUGACCAGGGUGAUAGAGUACCGCACCACUGUGCUCAAGAUCUCGGAGGAUGACGAGAUCGACACCAAGCUAACGCGCAUCCCCUCUGCCAAGAAAUACAAAGACAUCAUCCGACAGCCCUCUGAAGAUGAAAUCAUCAAGUUGGCGCCUCCUCCUAAAAAAGCAUGAGGUCCUAAUCUUUGCACCUUGAUUUCUCCACUCCUGGCACUCAAAUCAACCGAUCAACCAUUUUUCAUCAGCCCUGUUAAUUACUCCCACCCCAGCCUCCCCCACACCACCUGCAGCCAUACAGAUACACACCUACACCCCCCACCAUGCCCACGCCCCGGCCUCCUUAGGUAACACACUCCACAACAUGGGACCAUGCAGUACACCGCCUACAAUGUCGACCAAUCAGAUCGUAGCGACACAGCCUCUUUCCCCAGCUGAGGGGAGGGGGGAUAGAAAGCUGCGGGAAGUAAAGAUACUUCAAGAUAAAAUCUGGAGAUGGACCAAUGUAGUAUGUUUGUGAGGAGAAAACUGACGUCUAUCCUGGAUGCUGAGUGGGUCAGUUCUGAAUGAGUGUGUUUUGUGAUGUUGUGUGUUCAUGUCGUUUAAAAGGUUGUUAAAGAGGAAACAAAAACUAUGUCCGCCCCAUGAUGAAGCAGAGAUUACAAAACCUGCCUCUGAGCAAACUAAAAAUGAAAUGGCUAUAUUCAUUUUCUGAAAAUCGGGAAAACCCUACGGAUUACUUUAGAUAUCAAGUUACAUGAUGUGCAUUGAUACUUCACUGCAACGGACAGAUUUUUGUUGAAGCUAAAGCUAAUUUCUCUAAAUCCAAAUCCAUUGUGCAACAUAGCCAAACUCUUGAAACUAAAUAUCUGGACAAUAUUUAAUGAAAAUACGAGCAUACACUAAAAUAACUAAGUGCUUAAGAUAGCAGACAAUAGUUUCAAGAGAUUACCACUAGGUAAGGAUUGAUUAUAGACAAACAACUAUCUUACACAUCGUCUUUGUUCUUUUCUGUGAAGGUGCUUGUGUUAGCUUGUAGCUAGCGGCAUAAAUAUCCGAGCGUGUUUUUGUGAUAAGAAAAGGAAUAGUCUAGAUGCCAAACUGACUUCUGUCGAUUAGCCAAGAGUUAGCGUUAGCGCUAAAUUGACACAGAAAGCAAGUUGUUUUUGCCUUCCUGUGUCUUUAUAAUAGCUAUCUCCUGUAAGCUGUAGCUACGUUUCCUAAUAUCUGAGUGUGACUCUUGGAAAAUAAGCAUGUCUCAACAAAUCCAACUAUUCCUUAGAACGUCAUGAUGUUCAUAAAGUUACUUGACGCUAAAUGCUAAUGUCAAAUUUAAUCAACCGAACGGUCUGUUCCUCCAAGGCUCCAUGAGCGCUCCCUUUUCUGUAACAUGAUUAAUGAGCUCAUGGUUCAAGACCUAAAACGUGUGGAAUAUUUCAGUGAGACGUCUUUAAAUUGCCGAUAUUUGCCUUUAGCUCGUAGUCACCGCAAGAGUUAUUUAGAGGAGAUAUUUAGCUGUAGCGUUUAUUUCUUCACGACGGAAGAUUUCCUUCUUUAGGGAACCUUUUUAAGUAUUGGGACCAGUCAAAGUGAAUGUUCUUUGUAGGGACAGGUUAGAGAUGUAAAUAAAUAAUAUAUAACAAGAACAUAUAGUAGAACGAAUAUAAUUAUCCACAGUUAAUACCCUUUUGGGCAAACUCUAGCUCUCGCAAGGACUACUGUAUGUUCAGUUAGCUUUUGCUAAAGAGUUUCAACAAAAAUCUUAGCUAAUUUGAAACUAUUUAAUAUCUUAUUUUUUUUGUAAGCAAAGGGAGGUUGGACUACACUAUCCAUGCAUAUGUUUUGGGAGUGUUGGACAUCAUAUGUUGAAUUUUUAUGUUACGUGGCAUGUUUCAAGCCUCUUCGUUGACAUUGUAUUUGUUGCUCAGAAAAUAACUGACCAGCGUACAUUGAAAGACCACUCAAGGUUUCUGAGGGGGGAAAAAAAGAAAAUUUAUUUUAUGUGAUCAUUCAAAUUCUUCACCAAACUGCAUAUUUUGUGAUAGAGAUCCCUAAUGCACGCAAUGGCACAUUAUCAGACUAUGCCAUUUCUGCCAUGCACCUACACAAAGAAAAGCUAGCAGACUGUUGAAUCUAAACUUUAAUGACCACUCUUCUGAACACUGUGUAUCUUUUCUCCCUACGACGAAGCCUUAGCAGAGUUUGCGUUUACCCCAGAAUAAAUUGUCACGACUGUGAGCAGUUAGGCGUGUGAGGAGCAGAGACAGGCGUCAGCACACGCGUUAGGUCAAUCAAAGCAGCUCUCACUUUUAAGGAGAGUGUUGCGACUUUUCUUUUGAGAUGUGCUAAGGACUUCAGAGUUGGUGAGUACAGAAUGUGUGUGGUCUAUUUCUGCACCCGUCUUUGUUGUCCUACAAGCUGUGGGAUUUAAAACCGAGGCAUCAAGAUCUUUCAGAUGUAUGACUAGUUAUUUAACCGAGGACUGACUCCUGCUUGUAUUCCUUUGCCACUAUGCUCCAAUUCAACCCUAGUGCCAAUGACCAAGACUUUUAAUUUAGAUCACGGUUUGUGUGAUCUGUUUUGUUUUCCUUUAUAUAGCUUGAAUUGUAUUGUAUUGCUGGAGAGAUUUGUUUCCUAUGCAUUAAUGUCUGUAAGAAAAAUCUGCACUAACUGCAAUUUUACAGAGCGGAAAUCUUUGUUUGUCCUAAAGCCAGGGUCUUUGAGAUGACCAGGGCUUGUUUGUAUUAAAUUUGCAUGAUCUCUUUGCAGAGUAAAAUUAGGUUUUGGUAAUAGGUACUGACAGUGGACACCUUUUUAGAGAGAGGAAGGCGAAAAAAAAUGGAAACUGGGGUGAAAAUAAACCUUUUAGGACAAAAUGUUUUGACACUGAAUAUAUUAAAUGUACUCCGUUUCAUUGUUUUAGGUUUUGUUCCACCUUAUUGGGCCAAAACAAAAUACAUCAAGAAUUCACAUUUUAUUAACUUACCCUUGAUUAUUGGUAAAACUAAAUCUGUCUUAUUGAUAUCUAAUUCUGAAUAUCAAAUGUUGAUUUAAUUGCGUUAAAUUGAGAAAAUGUUGCCUCACUUUGCAUGUUGAGUAUGACGGAAUAAUAUAGCAUUUGUAUUUAGUAUAUAGUAUUUGUCAUGGUAUUUUGAUGAAUCACAAAGAAACGUAAUCACGAAAAGGCUAAAGUCUCACCUACAAAUAGAUUUCGUUUUGGUGUUAAUCACUGUUAGAACAUCUCUAACCAAGAUCGUUGUGCAUCUUCCUGUUGAAAAAUAAUACAAGCAUCAUAUAACCACCUUUUAAAGUAACCACUGGUAGCUUACUGAACAGUGCUUUAGUUCAGAGGUGGUGAAAACAAAUUGGAAAAGGAUCUAUGGUUGGCACAAAUUGAUGCUUUCUUCUUACAAUGUGUUCUGUUGGGGAAUUUCGAGACCCAAAAAAAUUAACAGACCAAAAAUGUGUGUAUGAAAUGGCAAAAGAUAAAAAAGAGACAAAAUGAUCACCCACUUUGUGUUCAGUAUAUUACCAAAUUAUACCAAAAUAAAUGUUUUACUGUAACUCUCCUGAAAUAUCCUAGAAAUAAUCUGCAGAAAUUACAGUUUUAAUCUUAUUGAAUAGGUAAUAGUCAAAUAGAUCAACUGCGGACUGUGUUGAAUAUAUAAAGGUGUCAAAUUAUUGUUUUGGGUUUUUUCCCCCCCAGUUUCUAGGCCUGCUCUUGCUUGACCAAAUACUAAGUGAAUUGGUGGCAGCUCUUCUUCAGAUUCAGUCUGUUGAACACAAGGCGAAAGGAAGGCGAUUGUAACACUAAAGCUGUGACCUGUGUAUAACGGUUAUUCCCAGUUACAAUGCACGCCACCUGGGCUAAAUGUUGGACUGCCAUUUAAAAGUUUUGUUCAAGUUUGCUAAUUGUACAAACCAAAAGGCAGAUUUUUCUUUGCAGAUCGUUGCAUGUUUUUUUCCAAUAUUUUACAGACUGUCAUUAAAGGACGUUAAGGGCCAAUCAUUUUACAAUUUCCUUUAUUUAAAGUAGGUUUUGAAUACCAGCUUGUAAAUUUAAACAUGAGAUUUGUUAUUCCACCUCUCCUGGGUGGAAUUCCAAUUAGCGGUGAAGUAAACGGUUCCGUUUCAUAAGCGAUUUCAGCGAUUUUUCACAUCUCCAGCGGUCUGAUGGUAUCCUGAUGAACGCUACGGUUCAAACAGCAUCAAAAUCUGCAUCUGCAUCAAAAUGUGGCUAUGCAGAGCUUUUUUCCCCCAAAGCUAAAAUACACCUGGUUAUUGCUUUUUAAAGUCAGCUCCCACGAAUAGCACAGUCCUUCCAACUUUAAGAAGAUGCAAAUCGCAUUUUUGACGUAGCUUAGCUUCUUUUUUUUUCCCUGUGCAGCCAGUGGCACAUAGGAUUAACAUAUCAGCCACAGAUGAUGUCGAAUUUGGAUAUCCAUGUACAAAGUUCAUAUCAGCUCAGUAAAUGCUGCAAAACAAUAAGCCUGUUGUAUUUAUGACGAAUACAUUAUUUGAACCAAUACGUGAGGCGAACAUGCUUUGGAUUUCUAUAGCCUGAGAUGCUAACAGGUGACUAAAAUUCAUUCCAAUAUUUUUCCUUAAAGAUGGGACUGUGUUUUCUUUCUUUCUUUACAUUUUACUUGGUUGUAAAUAUGUAUUUUGGAUAUAUGUUGCAGUGUUUGUUUUUAAAUUGAUUAAUUUAUUUAAUGCCUAUAUAUUGUUGUUUUUACAUGUCUUGAUUUUGUUUUACUAACCGGAAACAUGUCAAGGGGUUGAGAACUAUGUAUACCUUGUAUUAUUGUUUUCUUCAUAUAUGAUUUGCUGUUUUCCGCUUUGGGUGAUGGUUUUUCAAAGGUUAAAAAAAAAAAGAAGAAAUAAGUGGUAUUCAUUUAUAUGUAUUUUCCAAUAUGUAACUUUAUGUUUAACUGUGUUGUAUUUUGAUGAGAUGUGUCGUGGUCACUGCUUGUGUAACAAUUUCUUAUUCAGAGAGUUUCCAAAUCAUGACAAAAAUAUGAGCGAUGUGGCAGAAGUUAUUACUUUGGUCAAUGGGAGCAUGUUAGCUCCAUAAUGUAAACCAUCCAAAGCUAACCGAGUGACAUUCCUUUAUAAGCAUGUUGAGCUGGAAAUUAGUAUAAUGGAUUUUAUUUUAAUUAAGCACAAAACUAAAUAUGUAGUUAGCUGAUUUUUUUUCUUGCUAACUACCUUGCUAACGAGGUUGUUGAUUGGGCAACAUCAGGUAAACCUUUCCUAAACUGAAAACAAAAAUUGCAAAUCGCUAACAAGGUUGUCAUUUCAUUAACUUUUUUUUCCCUCUUUCUUUAAAGAUUACUGGUUCAUUUAUUAACACAAUAUGCUGUUUUAGGGCUUUCAUUUGAUUUGCUGUGUUAUGUUAGCGACUAGUUAAUGGACGUGUGUUCGAUGUAAUAAAGAGGAGGUGGCUGAAAGAGUGCUGACAUGAGUAAUGCAAGUAGUUUGUAGAAGUUGUGGCAGAAACUAUAAGAGAUGUAAGCUGAGCAAAAUCUGAAGGUUCUGAACUUGGGAGGCAUCAGAGGAUGUUUGUCCACAGGCAGCACUGUGGAAACUGUGAAAACUGUUUUUGAAUGUGGAGCAUAAGUUGUGUUUAUGCAGGGAAUUAUGAAUAUGAGUUCUGCCAUUCCAGGAAACUAUGUUGUGCAACAAGACUUCCUAUAUCUUUUUGUUUAUGUUUUCUUUUUUUUUGGCCCAACUAUCACUGUAAACGAGUGCAGGUUGAAGCAUUGCUGCUUUUAACCACAUUUCACUUUACUUUCUUAAAAGCUGCACAGCUAAAGACAGGUGUUUUUAAUUAUUUAAUUUUAAGCAAGAUAAUUAAAGUUUUAAAGCAGUUUUUUCCAUCAUAUGUUGCAAUUUAGUGAGUUGCAGGCUGCUGGGCUGAACAGACUUGAAACGUGUUUCUGAUAAACAAUCUCGGUUUCCGAUACGCGUUUGUGGCUGAAUCGGAGAUUUUCUGAGGGGUGCGAGUGUGUGUUUUGCGAUAGACAUUAGAGGCUAUUUUGAAAUGAUGAUCUUUAAGUGCUUUUCUUAUUAACUUGACAGGUCAUGUGGACUCUUUCGGGAGGUUUUGUUUUAGGCUGGAAACAUUCUUGUUGGAAUUUAGGGCUUGAUGGCAAUCUUAAUAUUUUUGAAUUGUACGGCUGAGGCUUUUUGCGUACAGAACCAGUAUUACAGCAUUACUUAUGCAGAUUAUCAUUGUACUCCCGAAAACAGAAAG
Messenger RNA from Fundulus heteroclitus (mummichog), 6851 nucleotides. Its product is annotated as proliferation and apoptosis adaptor protein 15. Gene Ontology annotation, molecular function: protein binding. Gene Ontology annotation, biological process: MAPK cascade; regulation of apoptotic process. The coding region runs from base 380 to 772 and encodes 130 amino acids. The record is from RefSeq and is a predicted model, not a curated record. NCBI's taxonomy places the organism in Eukaryota, Metazoa, Chordata, Actinopteri, Cyprinodontiformes, Fundulidae. The transcript is spliced from 4 exons.